Molecule: messenger RNA, 4101 nt
Organism: Closterium sp. Naga37s-1
Lineage: Eukaryota; Viridiplantae; Streptophyta; Zygnematophyceae; Desmidiales; Closteriaceae
Source: the annotation of a GenBank genome assembly
AUGUCCCCCUGCGCGUGCGGCGGGCAGGAGCUCUUGGAUAUCCGCGCGAGCCGCUCCGAGUGGCUGCGGGAGAGGACUCUUGCGACGGCCGUGGGCGUGCGCAUCCGCAACGGCCAGUACACGGACCGCCCCGCCAUCCUCGCCUUCGUCUUCUCCAAGGUGCAUCCUAAUUGGCUGCCACCGGAUCGCUUGCUGCCUGCACGGUUGGAGGGGGAGGGGUCGCUGUGGUGCGACCUUGACGUGCUCGAGUUCGCCUGCCUGCCUGGCCGCCAGCAGCCGGCAAGGGACAGGGCGAGGGCGGAGGAGGAGAGCAGCGAGCUCGUGGAUGACCUGCGCGGCUGCAGUGCCGUGCUGGGCCCCGGCUCCCAGGCUACCCCGGACUCCGCUGUACUUCCCUGGGCUACCCUGGACUCCGCUGUACUUCCCUGGGCUACCCUGGACUCCGCUGUACUACCCUGGGCUACCCUGGACUCCGCUGUACUUCCCUGGGCUACCCUGGACUCCGCUGUACUUCCCUGGGCUACCCUGGACUCCGCUGUUCUUCCCUGGGCUACCCUGGACUCCGCUGUUCUUCCCUGGGCUACCCUGGACUCCGCUGUUCUUCCCUGGGCUACCCUGGACUCCGCUGUUCUUCCCUGGGCUACCCUGGACUCCGCUGUACUUCCCUGGGCUACCCUGGACCCCGCUGUACUACCCUGGGCUACCCUGGACUCCGCUGUACUUCCCUGGGCUACCCUGGACUCCGCUGUACUUCCCUGGGCUACCCUGGAUUCCGCUGUACUUCCCUGGGCUACCCUGGACUCCGCUGUACUUCCCUGGGCUACCCUGGACUCCGCUGUACUUCCCUGGGCUACCCCGGAUUCCGCUGUACUUCCCUGGGCUACCCUGGACUCCGCUGUUCUUCCCUGGGCUACCCUGGACUCCGCUGCUACCCUGGACUCCGCUGUACUUCCCUGGGCUACCCUGGACUCCGCUGUACUUCCCUGGGCUACCCUGGACUCCGCUGUACUACCCUGGGCUACCCUGGACUCCGCUGUACUUCCCUGGGCUACCCUGGACUCCGCUGUACUUCCCUGGGCUACCCUGGACUCCGCUGUACUUCCCUGGGCUACCCUGGACUCCGCUGUACUUCCCUGGACUACCCUGGACUCCGCUGUACUUCCCUGGGCUACCCUGGACUCCGCUGUACUUCCCUGGGCUACCCUGGACCCCGCUGUACUUCCCUGGGCUACCCUGGACUCCGCUGUACUUCCCUGGGCUACCCUGGACUCCGCUGUACUUCCCUGGGCUACCCUGGACUCCGCUGUACUUCCCUGGGCUACCCUGGACUCCGCUGUACUUCCCUGGGCUACCCUGGACUCCGCUGUACUUCCCUGGGCUACCCUGGACUCCGCUGUACUUCCCUGGGCUACCCUGGACUCCGCUGUACUUCCCUGGGCUACCCUGGACUCCGCUGUACUUCCCUGGGCUACCCUGGACCCCGCUGUACUUCCCUGGGCUACCCUGGACUCCGCUGUACUUCCCUGGGCUACCCUGGACCCCGCUGUACUACCCUGGGCUACCCUGGACUCCGCUGUACUUCCCUGGGCUACCCUGGACUCCGCUGUACUUCCCUGGGCUACCCUGGACUCCGCUGUACUUCCCUGGGCUACCCCGGAUUCCGCUGUACUUCCCUGGGCUACCCUGGACCCCGCUGUACUACCCUGGGCUACCCUGGACUCCGCUGUACUUCCCUGGGCUACCCUGGACCCCGCUGUACUUCCCUGGGCUACCCUGGACUCCGCUGUACUUCCCUGGGCUACCCUGGACUCCGCUGUACUUCCCUGGGCUACCCUGGACCCCGCUGUACUUCCCUGGGCUACCCUGGACUCCGCUGUACUUCCCUGGGCUACCCUGGACUCCGCUGUACUUCCCUGGGCUACCCUGGAAUCCGCUGUACUACCCUGGGCUACCCUGGACUCCGCUGUACUUCCCUGGGCUACCCUGGACUCCGCUGUACUUCCCUGGGCUACCCUGGACUCCGCUGCUACCCCGGACUCCGCUGUACUUCCCUGGGCUACCCUGGACUCCGCUGUACUUCCCUGGGCUACCCUGGACUCCGCUGUACUUCCCUGGGCUACCCUGGACUCCGCUGUACUUCCCUGGGCUACCCUGGACUCUGCUGUACUUCCCUGGGCUACCCUGGACUCCGCUGUACUUCCCUGGGCUACCCUGGACUCCGCUGUACUUCCCUGGGCUACCCUGGACUCCGCUGUACUUCCCUGGGCUACCCUGGACUCCGCUGUACUUCCCUGGGCUACCCUGGACUCCGCUGUACUUCCCUGGGCUACCCUGGACUCCGCUGUACUUCCCUGGGCUACCCUGGACUCCGCUGUACUUCCCUGGGCUACCCUGGACUCCGCUGUACUUCCCUGGGCUACCCUGGACUCCGCUGUACUUCCCUGGGCUACCCUGGACUCCGCUGUACUUCCCUGGGCUACCCUGGACUCCGCUGUACUUCCCUGGGCUACCCUGGACCCCGCUGUACUUCCCUGGGCUACCCUGGACUCCGCUGUACUUCCCUGGGCUACCCUGGACCCCGCUGUACUACCCUGGGCUACCCUGGACUCCGCUGUACUUCCCUGGGCUACCCUGGACUCCGCUGUACUUCCCUGGGCUACCCUGGACUCCGCUGUACUUCCCUGGGCUACCCCGGAUUCCGCUGUACUUCCCUGGGCUACCCUGGACCCCGCUGUACUACCCUGGGCUACCCUGGACUCCGCUGUACUUCCCUGGGCUACCCUGGACCCCGCUGUACUUCCCUGGGCUACCCUGGACUCCGCUGUACUUCCCUGGGCUACCCUGGACUCCGCUGUACUUCCCUGGGCUACCCUGGACCCCGCUGUACUUCCCUGGGCUACCCUGGACUCCGCUGUACUUCCCUGGGCUACCCUGGACUCCGCUGUACUUCCCUGGGCUACCCUGGAAUCCGCUGUACUACCCUGGGCUACCCUGGACUCCGCUGUACUUCCCUGGGCUACCCUGGACUCCGCUGUACUUCCCUGGGCUACCCUGGACUCCGCUGCUACCCCGGACUCCGCUGUACUUCCCUGGGCUACCCUGGACUCCGCUGUACUUCCCUGGGCUACCCUGGACUCCGCUGUACUUCCCUGGGCUACCCUGGACUCCGCUGUACUUCCCUGGGCUACCCUGGACUCUGCUGUACUUCCCUGGGCUACCCUGGACUCCGCUGUACUUCCCUGGGCUACCCUGGACUCCGCUGUACUUCCCUGGGCUACCCUGGACUCCGCUGUACUUCCCUGGGCUACCCUGGACUCCGCUGUACUUUCCUGGGCUACCCUGGACUCCGCUGUACUUCCCUGGGCUACCCUGGACUCCGCUGUACUUCCCUGGGCUACCCUGGACUCCGCUGUACUUCCCUGGGCUACCCUGGACCCCGCUGUACUUCCCUGGGCUACCCUGGACUCCGCUGUACUUCCCUGGGCUACCCUGGACCCCGCUGCUACCCCGGACUCCGCUGUACUUCCCUGGGCUACCCUGGACUCCGCUGUACUUCCCUGGGCUACCCUGGACUCCGCUGUACUUCCCUGGGCUACCCUGGACGCCGCUGUACUUCCCUGGGCUACCCUGGACUCUGCUGUACUUCCCUGGGCUACCCUGGACUCCGCUGUACUUCCCUGGGCUACCCUGGACUCCGCUGUACUUCCCUGGGCUACCCUGGACUCCGCUGUACUUCCCUGGGCUACCCUGGACUCCGCUGUACUUUCCUGGGCUACCCUGGACUCCGCUGUACUUCCCUGGGCUACCCUGGACUCCGCUGUACUUCCCUGGGCUACCCUGGACUCCGCUGUACUUCCCUGGGCUACCCCGGACUCCGCUGAACUUCCCUGGGCUACCCCGGACUCCGCUGUACUUCCCUGGGCUACCCUGGACUCCGCUGUACUUCCCUGGGCUACCCUGGACUCCGCUGUACUUCCCUGGGCUACCCUGGACUCCGCUGUACUUCCCUGGGCUACCCUGGACUCCGCUGUACUUCCCUGGGCUACCCUGGACUCUGCUGUUCUUCCCUGGGCUACCCUGGACUCCGCUGUACUUCCCUAG